Solanum verrucosum is the source of this 1844-nucleotide messenger RNA. RefSeq names its product ubiquitin carboxyl-terminal hydrolase 27. The record is from RefSeq and is a predicted model, not a curated record. The coding region runs from base 39 to 1760 and encodes 573 amino acids. Gene Ontology annotation, biological process: protein deubiquitination. NCBI's taxonomy places the organism in Eukaryota, Viridiplantae, Streptophyta, Magnoliopsida, Solanales, Solanaceae. Gene Ontology annotation, cellular component: cytosol; nucleus. The transcript has 10 exons. Gene Ontology annotation, molecular function: cysteine-type endopeptidase activity; cysteine-type deubiquitinase activity.
ACUUUUCUGAGUUCUUGAAAUUGUCGCCUAUCAUAGCAAUGAAUAUACACUCAUCUUCACUUGUACACAAAUUCAAACAUGGGUUUAAUUCCCAUUGGGUUACUGCUCAUGGGGUUCAAGUUUCAGUUGCUGCUACUUUAUUAAGUAUUGCUGGUGGUUUGAUAUUUGCUAUAAAAGAUGGUGGAAAAAUCAGAGACAUCAUGGUAUCAGAAAAAAGUAGUUCAAAAAAAUAUUAUUUGACAGUACCUGGAUUGCAAAAUCUUAGUAACAAUUGCUUUUUGAAUGUUGUUUUACAGGCUUUAGCUAGCUGUAAGAGCUUUGGCAAAUUUCUUGAGCAAGUUGUGGAGGAAUGUGAGGGUUCAUCAAUGGAAGGAAGUAGAGACUUGCGGGUUAUUGCUGCUUUGGCUUCGCUUGUUGAAGAAUUAUGUACUGCGCGACAUGGAAGAACUGUUCUAAGUCCAAGGAGAUUGAUGCAUGCCAUGACUAGUCACAUUCCUGAUUUCAAUCUAACUAGCCAGCAGGAUGCAGAGGAAGCACUCUCCCAUCUUUUAUCUUCUUUAAGAGCCGAACUGUCAGAAUCUUAUGUUCAUGAUCACAGCUCUUUGGCGGACGUAAUUACACUUCCUAAUUGUAGGAUUGUUACACAAAGGAUGAAAGGAGAAAGUGAACAGGAGAGAUGGAGGCAGAGUUUUCUUGGGCCUUUUGAUGGGAUUCUUGGUAGUUUUUUAAACUGCCAAACUUGUUCGUUUCAGAUCUCUCUGGAUUUUCAGUUGUUUCAUAGCUUGCAUCUUGUGCCAGUGUCAAGCAGCGCUGGGGCUAUUAUGCCUGGGUGUUCCGUGGAGCAUUGCCUGAAGCAGUUCUUUGUUGCGGAACAACUUGAAAACUAUAAGUGCAGCCACUGUUGGCAUACUGCUGCCGUAAAGUAUGUCUCUGCCAUGGAUGAAAAUGAGGCUAUUGUUGAAAAACUUAAGCUGUGCAAUGAGGAAGAUUCAUGUGAUUGCAAACAGCUAGCGUGCCUUGCUAGAUUUCCAUGGUCAAAUAGCUUCUCACGCACUUUCAAGCAACUCAGUAUUGGCCGGAGUCCUAAGGUUCUAUGUCUUCAUUUACAACGUGCUUCUAUAAAUGUAUUUGGAGAACAGAACAAACUUCAGGGCCAUAUUUCAUUUCCAUUGAUUUUGGACUUGACUCCUUUCGUGAAAAAUGGAGUGGGAACAAAGAGUUGGGAAGAGAAUCUGCAAAUUGGGCAAAAAACGCAUCAACAGCAGCCUUUCCCUUUGUUCAAUAACUUAAAUCUGCAAGAUAAUAAGGAGAUGUUGACUUGCAUCACCCGAAGUGAAAGAAAAUUUUCAACAGAAGUAGAAGAUACGGCCGGUUUGCGUGUCUCAGAUACUUUUAGUAUUAAAGCACCAAAGUCAAAAUCAAGUUCGCUCGAGGCUGGAGGCUACAAGGAGAUCAGCUUAAAUCAGCUGCCUCCACAUUCUGGAAAUCAGGGUGAAACUUCCCGAAUAACACAUUCCAAAAGUCACAAGUACCGACUAGCCUCUGUGGUGCAGCACUUUGGAAUAGUUGGUAGUGGGCAUUACAACGUUUUCAGACGAGUGACAGCCAAAAUUGGUGAAGACAAUCAUGCUGGACUACUGGGAUCUGCUGUUGAUAAGUGGUUUUGCAUCUCAGACACCGACGUGUAUAUGGUCUCCGAGAGAGAUGUUCUUGAUGCUGAAGCAACCUUACUUUUCUAUGAAAAAGUUUCUGAUUGCUAAAUUUUUGUUGUGUUAUAGCUGUUUGUAGACUGUAGUAUAGCUUGAAUUGUAUAAUCUGUGGUAGGCUGGUAGCAACUCACAAAC